AUGACUAAACGAUGUGAUCCACUAAGGAAGGAAAAUAUGGAAGUGACAAUACUAUUUUUCUUUCUGGUUGCCAUGGCAGCAACUUCCCAAACAAUGUCAAACCCAAACCCAAUUCUCCUUCUCAGGUCAUAUUCCAGUGCUGGCGGUCACCGGAUUCCGGGCAUCGACUGCCUAAGCUGGCGUUUGGCUGUAGAAACCAACAAUCUCCGUCAAUGGAAAUUGGUCCCAGAAGAAUGUGAAAACUAUGUUGGUCACUACAUGCUCGGCAAACAGUACCGGGAUGAUUGCGAUAAAAUGGCAGAGAUUGCUCUGGAGUACGCCGAGAGCGUCGGGCUCGUUGGAGAUGGCAAGGACGUUUGGGUUACUAUGCUCGGUCUGAUGUUGGAUUCGGGUGAGGGCCAUGACUUUAUAAUAUGGUGUAAUUUUUGA
This is a messenger RNA of Ilex paraguariensis (yerba mate), 429 nucleotides long. Lineage: Eukaryota; Viridiplantae; Streptophyta; Magnoliopsida; Aquifoliales; Aquifoliaceae. The record is from the annotation of a GenBank genome assembly.